GCGGCGCUGUCCCGGUUUUGAGGGUAAGUCGGAAAGUGAACCGGUAUGAAAAGGCGGCCAGUGCCGCCUUCAUGCGUACAGUGGUUGCUGGAGGAUCACCAAACCCAACAUGCUCUGCGUGCUCGCUCUCGUCGUCUGUCUCGUCGGACUCGGUUCCGCUCAACGGGCCGCAGACUAUGAAUGCCCCGAGCAGUUCGGCUUCUAUCCCCACCACAAGAGCUGUGACAAGUACUACGCUUGCAGUAAUGGUACCGCUAGUCUGAAGACCUGCGGCAAUGGUCUCGUCUUCGACGACGUCGACCCACUGCGGGAGAACUGCGCUUACCCAUUCUCCGUGACCUGCGGCGACAGGACCGACCUCGAGCCUCCGAUCAGCACUCCCAACUGUCCACGCCUGUACGGCAUCUUCCCCGACACCCACAACUGCCGCGUGUUCUUCUCUUGCUGGAACGGUGAGAGUUCUCGGUACGAGUGUCCCCCUGGCCUCGCCUACGACAACGACCAACGCGUCUGUGUCUGGGCUGACCUUGUCGACCGUUGCGACCAACGCGAGGUUGCCGAGGGAUUCGUCUGCCCUGACCCUGCCGAUGUUGAUCAGCCAGGUGUCUUCACGCGUCACGCCCAUCCAACUGACUGCCGUAAAUUCUACGUGUGCAUUGAAGGUCAGGCCAGGCCUUAUGGCUGCAGCUUGGGCACUGUCUUCAACGUGGACUCUCUGCAGUGCGAUGACCCAGAGAAUGUUCAGGGAUGCGAAAACUACUAUGGAGACCUAGACGUGAAGAACCUUAAGAAGGCCCAGAGUCCGAAGAAGCCAUCGGGACGUCAAUCGAGUCAUGCUGACGACAACUAGGAUCACGUAACUCCGAAUUUCCCUUCAAAUAUCAUCUCUCAUCUCAAAGCUACCAUCAGUCAUCAAGAGAAACCGUGUAGAGAAUCAUCGCCGAGAAAAUGAAAUAACAUCCGCGUCUAUUUACAGCAAUCCAGAGGGGUUGUUGCAGACGCAUGCUAUGUCACUGCAAGUCUUCAUCUCCAUUAUGAUCAGUUGCAUUAAAAUUUAUCCUCCUGA
Ornithodoros turicata is the source of this 1066-nucleotide messenger RNA. RefSeq names its product protein obstructor-E-like (gene Gasp). NCBI's taxonomy places the organism in Eukaryota, Metazoa, Arthropoda, Arachnida, Ixodida, Argasidae. The coding region runs from base 110 to 850 and encodes 246 amino acids. Gene Ontology annotation, molecular function: chitin binding. The record is from RefSeq and is a predicted model, not a curated record. Gene Ontology annotation, cellular component: extracellular region. The transcript is spliced from 5 exons.